Messenger RNA from Chelonus insularis, 4283 nucleotides. RefSeq names its product Ubiquitination factor E4B (gene Ube4B). The coding region runs from base 200 to 3565 and encodes 1121 amino acids. Gene Ontology annotation, cellular component: cytoplasm; ubiquitin ligase complex; nucleus. Lineage: Eukaryota; Metazoa; Arthropoda; Insecta; Hymenoptera; Braconidae. The transcript is spliced from 6 exons. Gene Ontology annotation, biological process: protein polyubiquitination. The record is from RefSeq and is a predicted model, not a curated record. Gene Ontology annotation, molecular function: ubiquitin-ubiquitin ligase activity.
GUGAGUUGACAUAAGACCACUCGUUCCACGCCUAAACUCAAACAGAUGUAGAGAGUGACUGUCCAAAUUUUCUGACAUAUCCCAAUUUCAUUCAAACAAAUUUCUUAUGAAUACUUUUGUACAUUUCUAGUGGUCAAUAAAUAGAGGAAUUAAUCGACUAUUUAAGUGAAAAUUAUUCAAUAAUAAAAGGAUUAUCAUCAUGAGUGAAUUGAGCCAAGAAGAAAUGCGAAGACGUCGUCUAGCUCGAUUAGCUGGUCUAGAUACCAGCACACCAGUUAUAAAUUCCAGUGUAACAAAUGGAAUUGAGUCUCCAAGCACUCCAGGUCCUUCAACAGUAUCAUCAGAUAUGUUGUCUCCGAUCCAGCAACCCUCAAUUCAGUCGCCCCAAUCACAGUUACAGCAACAACAAUCAUCGGAUUUUCAACAAGAAGUACCCAUGGACUGUGAAGAUAAUAGUGAAAAGCAGUGCAAUAGUUCUGGAAUCGAUGUAGAUUCUGGAAUUGAAAAUAUGGAGGUUGAAGAAUCAGAUCGAAAAGAUAUGCCACCUAGAUCAAGGACUACCAGUUCUAGCAUUGAUGUUACAAUUGAGCAAAUCCAUAGUGUUAUAUCUCGUGUAUUGUGUAUAACUUGGAAAAAAUCAUCUGAUAAACUGAUAUUUUUGUCAGACAUGGCGUCAAAUGAAUCACAGAAUAGAGUAAUGAAUUAUACUGAUAUUGUUAAUGAAGGUUUAAUGGAAGUAUUGCAAAUGUUCACUCGUGGUGAAGAUCCUUUGAAAGAAAUCAAUAUGGAUAUGUUGUCUGAUGGUGAAGACAGUCCAAAUAGUCAAACAAGUCCAUUGGUUAGCCCUGCUGUAGCUCUCUCAUCGUGUCCUUUACCAACAUUACCUCUUCUAUCAAAUGAACAAAAAACGCAACCAAAAAGUUUGUUCUAUCUACUAGAUUGCUAUACAAGAGUUUCAAUAGAAGAACGUAAUAAUCCAAAACGAUCAAGUGUACCCCCAAUCUCUGACGUAUUGACAUGUUUACGUGCUCAGUGCAUUCAAUAUGCAAGUCUCGUGCUUCAAGAAGUGAUCGGAGUGCCAAAUGGCACAAAUAUUACAUCUACCAGUCCUCUACUUUACCCAGUUCUUUCGCAAACUCUCCCUAGAGGCUUUCUUCAUGAACUCGUAGCAAGAACUCAUUCAAAUCCUCAGACAUUCAAUAAAAUAUUUACGCCAUUACUUCAAGGCUUAUAUCUAUCAAUGCAGCAAGCAAGUCUGGUUGGUAAUACGCAUCGUCGACCCAUUGAAGCGUUAGAAGAGUUGAUCGAUAUUCGCUGCGGCACUAACGGUAACAUCCGGCCAAUUUGUCGGCUGAUAACUCAUCAAAUUCAAUUUUUACCUGACGUAAUGACAACUGCGGUUGGACGUGAAUUAACCAGAACUUCAUUCCUCGGACCUUUUCUCUCUGUGUCUGUAUUUGCUGAAGACCAGCCAAAAGUAGCCGAAAAAUUCUUCAGUGGCAUUCCAUCAAAUGAUAAAUCAAUAAAUUUAACAUUACAGCAAGAACUAGAAACCGCAAGGGCUUCGUUGCAUAAAAUGUUUCAUGCAAUUCUUGCAACUAGCACGUGUCGUGAAGCAACACUUGCUUAUUUAGCAACAUUACUUCGUCAUAAUGAAAAACGAGUGCAAAUACAAACGGAAGAAUUUUCUCUUGCUGGUGAUGGUUUUAUGCUUAAUCUUUUAUCUGUUCUUCAAAUGCUUUCUGUAAAAAUAAAACUUGACACGGUAGAUCCUCUAUAUCCAUUUCAUCCAUCAAGCUUUGUGGAAAUAAAAAAUGAUACGAGAUUAAAACUUUCAUCUCAAGAAGUUACAGAUUGGCUAGAAGAGUUAGGAAAGAGUCACAAAUGGACAGAAGCUAAAUUUCCAACACAAUGUUGGUUUCUAACCCUUCACUGUCAUCACGUUGCAUUACUUCCAGCGCUUCAGAAAUACCGAAGAAAAUUACGAGCAUUAAGAGAAUUACAAAAAAUGUUAGAUGAACUCCAAGCUAUGGAACCUCAGUGGAAAGAUGCUCCAUUCGCAGCACACAAUAAAGAAUUAAUAAAACGUUGGAAACAUCAGUUAAAACGUUUAGGAAAAUCAAAGUCAUGUGCAGAUGCUGGUCUUAUCGAUCCUGUUCUUCUUGGACGUUCUUUACAUUUUUACACAUCAGUGGCAGAAAUUCUUCUUGGACUCUUAACUCAAACUACUCCUGGUGUUAAUUUACCUUCUUUACCUCUUUCACAACAAAUACCACAUAAAUUCACUGCUCUUCCAGAGUGGUAUGUUGAAGAUAUAGCAGAAUUUUUACUAUUUGCUCUACAAUUUAGUCCUGGUAUUAUAGCUAAUAAUAUGGAUAAUUCUCUCAUUACGUGGCUCCUUGUAAUCAUCUGUACGCCACAUUGUAUUCGGAAUCCUUAUCUAAUAGCAAAGAUUGUUGAAGUUCUCUUUGUUAUUAACACAAGUGUUCAGGGAAGAACUGAUACCCUCCAUGAUCAAGUAAUGUCACAUCCAAUAACAAAGACGCAUUUAGCUUCUUAUUUAAUGAAAUUUUACACCGACGUUGAAACUACUGGUUCUAGUUCAGAAUUUUACGAUAAGUUUUCAAUUCGUUAUCAUAUCAAUUUAAUAUUAAAAUCCAUGUGGGAUAGUCCAAUUCAUCGUAUAUCAAUCAUUAACGAAAGUAAUAACGGAAAGCAAUUUGUAAAGUUUAUUAAUAUGUUGAUGAAUGAUACAACAUUUCUACUCGACGAAAGUUUAGAAUCACUUAAGCGUAUUCAUGAAGUUCAAGAAUUGAUGUCAGACUCGGCUAAUUGGUCAGCAUUGUCCCAUGAACAACAACAAUCGAGAUCCAGGCAAUUAGCAGCGGAUGAACGACAAGCCAGAUCAUAUCUUACUCUUGCCAAGGAAACCGUUGCAAUGUUUCAUUACUUAACGGCGGAAAUAACCGAACCAUUUUUACGGCCUGAACUUGUUGGACGUUUAAGUGCUAUGUUGAACUUUAAUUUACAACAGCUUUGUGGUCCAAAGUGUAAAAAUUUAAAAGUAAGAAAGCCUCAAAAAUAUGGCUGGGAACCACGGACGUUACUCGGUCAGUUGGUUGACAUUUAUUUACAUCUUGACUGUGAUAAUUUCGCUGCAGCAUUAGCCAGUGACGAGAGAUCUUUCUGUAAAGAGUUGUUUACGGAUGCAUCGAAUAGACUAGAAAGAUCGAAUAUAAAAACAACUACAGAAAUUGAAAGAUUUAUGGCACUGGCAGAGCGUGCAGCGAUUAUAGCUCGAGAUAAUCGUGCUCGUGAAGAAGACUAUGGUGAUGCACCGGAAGAGUUCCGAGAUCCUCUGAUGGAUACGUUGAUGGAAGAUCCUGUAAAACUGCCAUCAGGAAUAAUUAUGGAUAAGGCGGUAAUAAUAAGGCAUUUACUCAAUAGCUCGACAGAUCCUUUUAGUCGACAACCAUUAAGUGAAGACAUGCUUACACCAGUUCUUGAUCUGAAAGAAAGAAUAUCAGCAUGGAAACAACAAAAAAAACAUUCAGGAAAUUUUUAAGUGAUAUUUCGUGACAACACAAAUUAUUUUGGAAGAUUAGGUAAAUGAUUAAUUUGUAUAAGGGUUUUGUUUAAGUAAUCAAUCAAGUAUAAUCAUGAUUGAUUUUUGAAAAAGUUAUUAAAGAUUCGUGCGACUAAAUGAUGCAGUGCAAUGAUCUCGUGCAACUGUUGCGCUCAAUUAAUAAAUUUACAGUUUUUAUACGAUUAAAAAGAAGUCCUACAGACUGCAGCAACCGAACUGCCAAAAUGGAUUCCAGGCGAAAAUUUAAUUAGACUUUAACCGUCUGUAAAUAUUCAUGUGCUUUGCCUAUUAUUCAUAAAUUAAUUGUCGUUUAUGAUUAAUUCACAAUAUGUAUUUUAGAGCAUUUGUAUAUGAAUUAAUAUUAAAUAUUACCAGUAGAAUAAUGAUCAAAUAACUGUAAGAUUAUGACAUGCAUCAGGUGAAUUAAAUGAUUGAAGUGAAAGAAAAUUACGUUUUACUCUGUCAUCUUAUUAGUUGAUUAAAUUUGAAAGUAAAUUGAUUGUAAACAUCAUUUAUUAUAAUUAUAGUAAUAUCUAUUAUUGAUUAUUAUUAAUAUUAUUUGAUGAGUAUUUGAUAUGUAAUGAGAUACUACUUUAUUGUAAUAGUGUUCUUAAUAAAAAUAUCAAAAAAAAUUCUCGAAAAUCAUUGCGAACAACUAAUGAUGAAAUUUGUAAUACUUAACAUAUAUUUACGUAGA